ACCCAAAAAAAUCCUACGUGACGGAAUGGCAACUUCAGCGGCGGCGAAUUUAGAGGAUGUUGCGUCGGUAGAUCUAAUGACGGAGCUUCUUCGUCGCAUGAAAUGCUCAACCAAACCUGACAAACGCCUCAUUCUCGUCGAAACGGAGAGAAUAAACAGACACAGAAACAUAAUCUUCAUCACAAUUACACAGCCAUUAGAGCAGAAUGGAAUCUAAGAUAAGUCAGAAAGGGAUGGGCAUGAUUUUAUUACUGCAUGUCACUGAUAAAAUCAACCGUGAUCAUGUCAUUGAAGGGCCCACCUGGAUCAGGAAAAGGUACUCAAUCACCAAUUAUCAAGGACGAGUACUGUUUAUGCCACCUGGCUACUGGUGAUAUGCUAAGAGCUGCUGUUGCUGCAAAAAGCCCUCUUGGUGUUAAAGCCAAGGAAGCCAUGGAGAAGGGACAACUUGUUUCUGAUGACUUAGUUGUUGGGAUUAUCAACGAAGCCUUAGAGAAGCCUUCAUGUCAAAAAGGCUUCAUUCUUGAUGGAUUCCCAAGAACCGUGGUCCAAGCAGAAAAGCUUGAUGAAAUGCUGAAAAGAAGAGGGGUGAAAGUUGACAAAGUGCUAAACUUUGCAAUAGAUGAUGCGAUCUUGGAGGAGAGGAUUACUGGCCGUUGGAUUCAUCCUGCUAGUGGUCGGAGUUACCACACAAAAUUCGCACCUCCUAAAGUUCCUGGGAUAGAUGAUGUGACUGGAGAAGCUUUGGUUCAACGUAAAGAUGACACAGCAGCUGUUUUGAAGUCAAGGCUGGAGGCAUUUCACAAACAGACUGAGCCAGUUAUUGAUUACUAUAGCAAGAAGCGUAUUGUAGCAAAUCUGCAUGCAGAAAAACCACCAAAGGAGGUAACUGCUGAGGUCCAGAAGGUGCUCUCAUGAUUAUCUUAUUAGCUUGGUAUUUACUUUGAACAUUGUUUCUCUUUAUUUUAUUUUUGUUUUUUGGUUUUGAUAAAUUUAUGGGAACUUGUAUCUUGAUAUAAGCUAAGUUUUGAGUUGAGCUAAAGAACAAUAAAAUAGUUCGUCUACAAUUUUUUCGGCUAAA
Messenger RNA from Lactuca sativa (garden lettuce), 1081 nucleotides. Its product is annotated as adenylate kinase 4. The record is from RefSeq and is a predicted model, not a curated record. Gene Ontology annotation, molecular function: ATP binding; AMP kinase activity. NCBI's taxonomy places the organism in Eukaryota, Viridiplantae, Streptophyta, Magnoliopsida, Asterales, Asteraceae. Gene Ontology annotation, biological process: nucleobase-containing compound metabolic process.